Messenger RNA from Vespula vulgaris, 648 nucleotides. RefSeq names its product 60S ribosomal protein L26 (gene RpL26). The record is from RefSeq and is a predicted model, not a curated record. Lineage: Eukaryota; Metazoa; Arthropoda; Insecta; Hymenoptera; Vespidae. Bases 148 to 594 code for a protein of 148 amino acids. Gene Ontology annotation, molecular function: RNA binding; structural constituent of ribosome. The transcript has 4 exons. Gene Ontology annotation, cellular component: cytosolic large ribosomal subunit; ribosome. Gene Ontology annotation, biological process: cytoplasmic translation; ribosomal large subunit biogenesis.
AUAGAAUUGAAUUAUUCUAACCAGAUAUAAAUUUCGUAAAUGUUCCUUUCUAGAUAUUAUCUCUUUUUCGUUGUACUUCAUGUUCGAAUGCCAUGAUAUUCUUCCGGUUAAUGGCGCGGUGUGUUUUGUUGUAGGAGGAAAAAUACAAUGAAGUUCAACAAAUUAGUAUCUUCCUCACGAAGGAAAAAUCGUAAACGUCAUUUCACCGCCCCUUCUCAUAUACGUAGAAGGUUAAUGUCUGCACCUCUUUCAAAAGAGUUAAGACAAAAAUACAACGUACGAUCCAUGCCUAUACGCAAGGAUGAUGAAGUACAGGUUGUUCGUGGACAUUACAAAGGCCAACAAGUUGGUAAAGUUGUGCAAGUAUAUAGAAAGAAGUUCGUUAUAUAUAUAGAAAGAAUUCAAAGGGAAAAAGCUAACACUGCAAACGUAUAUGUUGGUAUUGAUCCUUCAAAGACUGUAAUUGUAAAACUUAAAAUGGACAAAGAUAGGAAGAAAAUAAUAGACAGACGAGGUAAAGGCAGACUUGCUGCCUUGGGUAAAGAUAAAGGGAAAUACCCAGAAGAUACCACGGCUGCCAUGGAAUCUUCAUAAAUACUGAAAACAUAUAUUGUAUUUGGUACAAUAAAAUAUUACACUUAUAUAAAA